Messenger RNA from Knipowitschia caucasica, 2427 nucleotides. The record is from the annotation of a GenBank genome assembly. Lineage: Eukaryota; Metazoa; Chordata; Actinopteri; Gobiiformes; Gobiidae.
AUGCUGUGCUCUGUGCCUGACUGGCUUUGUGAUAGCAGAAAACUUGAAGUGUUGGAGCUUAACCACAAUUGUCUUACUGAAUUACCAAUACAACUGCUGUCCUCUGGGAGUUUGAGAAAACUGCUCACUGGCUGGAACAAUGUGUGCCGGCUGGCUGAGAGGCUGGAGAGAUCACAGCUGGAGGUGCUGGAUCUGCAGCACAAUCAUCUGACUGAACUUCCAAGCAACUUAUUCAUCAAAGCACAAAGUUUGCGAUACCUCAAUGUCUCUGCCAAUAAGCUGGAAAAUCUUCCUCCAGCUUGUUUGUCUGAGGAUGGGUUCAGCCUCUUAGAAGAGUUAUAUUUGACCAACAACUGCUUGACAGAAAAGUGUGUGCCACUCCUCACUGGACACAGCCAUCUGAGAGUGCUUCACCUCGCUUACAACCAGCUACAGAGCUUUACAGCCAGUAAACUGGCACGACUCGAGCAACUAGAGGAACUAGACCUGAGCGGUAACCGGCUACGGUCUGUGCCUACCACCAUCCUGAGCUGUCAGCGCCUGCACACUCUCUCGGCCCACUCCAACGGCAUCAACGCCUUCCCUGAGGUCCUCCAGCUGCCUGAGAUUAAGUGUGUGGACUUGAGCUGCAAUGAACUCACAGAAGUAUCCCUCCCUGAGAGUCUUCCUGUAAAACUCCAGGAACUGGAUCUAACAGGAAAUCCUCGCCUCAACUUGGACCACAAGAGCCUAGAGCUGCUUAAUAACAUCCGCUGCUUCAGGGUUGAUCCAUCUCCAUCAGCACCGUGUGUCAGUGAGAGUCGUGGGGCACCUUCAGUCUGGAGCCAUAGUUACACAGAGGCCUCCGGAGUCAAAAACAAACUAUGUGUGGCAGCUCUGGCUCUGGACAGCUUCUGUGGGAUUCGGGAGGCGCUGUAUGGAGUGUUUGAUGGUGACAAAAAUGUGGACAUUCCUUAUUUACUACAGUGCACAAUGGGAGAUGUUUUGGCAGAGGAAUUUCACAGGGCACAAAGACAAGAAGACUACAUGACCAGCACUUUUCUGACAAUGCAAAGAAAGCUGGGCACAGCAGGACAGAGGAUGGGUGGCUCAGCAGCUUUGUGUCACAUUAGGCAUGACCCUGUAGCACUUGGGGAGCACUGUGGCUGUUUUACGCUCAAGACGGCCAAUGUGGGUCGCUGCCAGGCCGUGCUGUGCCGAGAUGGCAAAGCUAUGCAACUUACCACUGUGCACACUGUGAAGGAGGAAGUAGAGUACCAGAGGGUACGACACCACAACGCCAUCAUUACAGAGGACAACAAAGUCAGUGGAGUGACUGACUGUACCAGGAUUAUGGGCUACUCCUUCCUUUGUCCCUCAGUGUCCCCUCGUCCACAUGUGUCCACUGUGACGCUCACGCCUCAAGAUGAGUUCUUUCUCCUGGGAAGCCGAGGUUUGUGGGAAAUGUUGUCUCCUACUGAAGCUGUGGAGGCGGUCAGGAACGUUCCCGAUGCCCUGGCUGCAGCUAAGAAGCUGGUGACUCUGGCUCAGAGCUACGGCUGUGCAGACAGUUUAAGUGCAGUAGUUGUCCGACUGAGUGUGACAGAAGACUGCUGCUGUUUCUGUGAGCCCCCGCCCCCUCCUCCAAGUCCUGGACCAGGGGUACACACAGGCACACACCCCUAUCAGACCAGUGAUGGAGGCAUUCCUCUACCCCCACCAUCAUCAGGGACUGUGAGUGAGCUGAGCAGUGAGCUGAGCAUGUCUGAAAUGAGCAGUGAGGUAGGCUCCACGGCCUCCUCGGAGGAGCCUCCUCCACAGACUGAGCCCAUGGCGACACACUUGCAUCUGCCAGGGCGAAUCGGAGUGAGGAGACCCGCAGGAGGAGGCGGCUUCCACAGGCAGUUCUCUGGAGCUCUGUCUGACAAUGGUCUGGACAGUGAGGAUGAAGAGCCCAUUGCAGGAGUUUUCUCUAAUGGAAGUCGUGUGGAAGUUGAAGCUGAUGUUCACUGUUUGAAAAGUCGGGAACAUCCCCUUCCCCAAACUAACUUUCAAACAAACCAGACUAAUAUUCCUCCCUCCAGCACAGGGCAUCAAGAGCCUACACAGGCCUCCUACUCUCCUGUACCCCCAUCUUCUCCCUGCCUCAGCGCAGAGUCUCGCUCUGGUACCCUCGGACGCAGGGGCCGGGCCAAUGGCUCUGUUGCUUGUCAAGCCCGGAGCCAGGAUGUGAUUGAGGAGGCAGGGGAUGCUCCUGUCAGGAAACAGGGAGGCUACUUCAAUGCACCUGCACAGCCAGACCCUGACGAUCAGCUGAUCAUCCCCCCAGAGCUGGAGGAGGAGGUGCGUCAGAUCAUCCAACAGCAGCAGCAAGAACAAAUGCAGGCACACAACCAGCAAACUCAUCCCUACCAGAAACCUGCGGACUACUUUGUGACUCCCCUCUAA